This is a messenger RNA of Colletotrichum graminicola M1.001, 1689 nucleotides long. RefSeq names its product multicopper oxidase. Gene Ontology annotation, molecular function: oxidoreductase activity; copper ion binding. NCBI's taxonomy places the organism in Eukaryota, Fungi, Ascomycota, Sordariomycetes, Glomerellales, Glomerellaceae. The transcript is spliced from 3 exons. The coding region runs from base 1 to 1689 and encodes 562 amino acids. The record is from RefSeq and is a predicted model, not a curated record.
AUGUAUAAACACUCGCUUUUGGGAUGCUUCGCGCUCCUGUCCUCCGCCUUUGUCUCUGGCGCCCCUUACUCCCCCACCAGCCCGGUCGAGAAGCGUCAGGACUGCGUCUUUGACUCGGCCCUGAACCCUUCUUGCUGGGAUGGCACUUACGAUCUCUCUACUAACUGGUACGAGGAGGCCCCCCACACCGGGGUCGUCCGCGAGUACUGGUUCGAAGUCACCAACACAACCUUGGCUCCCGAUGGAGUCGAGCGCAUGGUCCUGUCCAUCAACGGCACCGUUCCUGGACCUACCAUCGUCGCCGACUGGGGUGAUACUGUCGUCGUCCACGUGAAGAAUGCCAUGCAGAACAACGGCACCAGUAUUCACUUCCACGGCAUCCGUCAGAACUACACCAACGAGGCCGAUGGAGUUGCCUCCAUCACCCAGUGCCCUACCGCUCCGGGAGACUCCAUCACUUACACCUGGCAUGCGUCUCAGUAUGGUUCCUCGUGGUACCACAGCCACUUUGCCCUCCAGGCCUGGAACGGUGUCUUUGGAGGAAUCAUGAUCCGCGGUCCCGCCUCCGCCCCCUACGACGAGGACCUCGGCACCAUCCUCCUCAACGAUUGGUUCCACCAGACCACCGACGAGCUCUACGGGGUCGCCUCCAGCGGCGGCCCGCCCACCCCGCAAACGGGCUUGAUCAACGGCUUCGGCAUGUACAAAGGCCUCGGAUCGCGAUUCACAACGGCCUUUGAGAGCGGCAAGUCUUACCGCAUGCGCCUCGUCAACGCCGCCAUCGACACGCACUGGAAGUUCAUGAUCGACAACCACACACUCGAGGUCAUCGCGGCCGACUUCGUGCCCCUGAACCCCUUCAACACCUCUGAAGUCUCCAUCGGCAUCGGCCAGCGCUACGACGUCAUUGUCCGUGCUACCCAGAACUCGGGUGACUACUGGCUCCGCGCCAUCCCCCAGCUCUCUUGCAGCGCCAAUGAGAACACGCUCGACAUCAAGGGCAUCGUGCGCUACGACAACACCUCGACGGCCGACCCCCUCGGCGAUGUGCCGACGUACAUGGACGACUGCAAGGACAUGCCCAUGUCCCAGCUGGUCCCCGUCGUUCCCCUCGAGGCCGGACAACAAGCGUACCAGGACACUCUCACUCUCGGUCUCCAGGUCGUCAGCAGCCAGUUCAAGUGGACCCUCAACAACAACACCUUCCUCUCUGACUGGGGCUACCCGACCGUCGAGCAGAUUUUCGACGGCAACCAGAAUUACACGGCGGAGCAGCACAUUGUCCACCUCGACGAGGCCAACUCCUGGGUUCACUUCAUCAUCCAGAACCCCCUCGGACUCGCUCACCCCAUCCAUCUCCACGGCCACGACUUCUGGGUCCUCGCCCAGGGCACCGGCACCUACGACGCCUCCGUCCCUCUGCAGACUGUCGACGCGCCCCGUCGCGACGUUGCCAUGCUGCCCUCUUCCGGGUACCUUGUCAUUGGGUUCUACACCGACAACCCUGGUGCCUGGCUGAUGCACUGCCACAUCGGCUGGCACACUUCCCAGGGCUUCGCGCUCCAGCUCAUUGAGCGCCCGAACGAGAUCGCUGCCAUCACCAACACCGACAAGGUGACCGAUACCUGCACGAAGUGGAAUGCCUACGUCUUGGCGAAUUCAGUUCACCAGGAAGACUCUGGUGUCUAA